Molecule: messenger RNA, 1854 nt
Organism: Alternaria alternata
Lineage: Eukaryota; Fungi; Ascomycota; Dothideomycetes; Pleosporales; Pleosporaceae
Product: FAD/NAD(P)-binding domain-containing protein
Exons: 2
Coding region: 432-1766 (444 amino acids)
Biological process (GO): secondary metabolite biosynthetic process
Molecular function (GO): monooxygenase activity; FAD binding
Source: RefSeq, a predicted model, not a curated record
GGUGUUAGCUGGCCACAGCGACUCCAUCUCAAGUGUAAUCGGGCCUUAAGGAUUCUCCGAUAUAUGUUCACGACGGCGUCCAUGCUUAGUGGAUACGAUUGAGCUUCGGCCGUUGCGACAUUUAUUGACGUAUUUGCUUUCUUGAAAGACGUUGGGGAUUCGUAGACUUCCGGUUAAUACCUCUUCCGGUGGCUGAACAUUACGCGCGGGAAAGAGCUCGGAAGUAGUGGAGAACCUGGAGUAAGGUUGAGUGCGCAGAAAUAUAGAAGCAGCUGAAGAGUGUCUUAAGAGCUCUUGCCAGAUUCUCUAUUUCUCGGAGGAUAUCCAUCCAGCAACAGACUACGAUCACAUUCUAUCAACAGCUUCCGAUCCUAUACCACAUCGUUGGCACUAUCCAAGAAGUGAAAGGAGGCACAAGCACAACGUCCAGAAUGGCGGAAAACACAAGGAUAGCCAUUGUUGGAGCAGGCAUGGGUGGUCUUGCAGCAGCACUCUCACUUGCGAAAGCAGGCCACAAGAACAUCACAAUAUAUGAGAAUGCAACAAACAUGGGGUUUGUGGGCGCUGGUAUCCAACUUGCACCCAAUAUGGCUCGUAUCCUGGACAAGUUAGGUUGCUGGGGACCAAUCCGCGACGAGGCAGUCCAAUGCGCAAACACAUCCAUCCGGGAAGGCACAACAGACAAAGAGCUAGGGUACGUAGAUCUGGGAUACGUCCGGGAAAAGUACGGAUAUCCACACAUGGUUGGUCAUCGAGCUAGUUUGGCGAACGGUUUGUACGAGGGUUGCAAAAAAGAGAGUGGUAUCACGUUCAGAUUGGGUUGCAACAUAUCCAACGUGCGUUUUGGCGCAAGACCAAAGUUCACUAUUUCGCCAUCCUCAGGUCAAGGGGAAUCAACAGAAGCCGAAUGCGAUGUUCUUCUCGGCGCUGAUGGUGUAAAAAGCUCUACACGCGUCGCUAUGCUCAAGGAACUUGGUCACACCGGCGCUGCUCGCGAUUCGGGUCAGGCUGCCUAUCGAAUCAUGUUGAACCGCGACCAAAUGGAGAAUGACCCCGAGUUACUCAAGUUGAUCGAAUCCGAUACCGUGACACGCUGGAUCGGUGAGAGGAAGCAUAUCAUCGCUUACCCGAUCCACAAUAAGCAAAUAUACAACAUCUCCACCGCACAGCCCGAUAUCAGCUUUGCCGGCGCACCGGACGCUCAAUAUACAACCAAGGGCAGCAAGAAGGCCAUGUUGGAAGUUUACAGCGAUUUCUGUCCCAUGAUACAUCGCAUGUUGAAUCUAGUGCCAGAAGGUGAAGUCGUCGAGUGGAAGCUAAGGGUCCAUGACCCAUUGAUCACCUGGGUGCAUGGUACAGCCGCGUUGGUUGGUGAUGCUUGCCAUCCUACGCUUCCGCACAUGGCACAAGGUGCUGCUCAGGCGAUCGAAGACGGUGCUGUACUGGGUGUUGUGCUGUCUCCUAAGCGGAUCGCCGACGGGAAGCCACAGACCAUCGAGCACGCACUGCGACUAUAUGAGAAGCUGAGGAAACCAAGGGCGGAGGCACUCGUCGAGCUUGCAGCGGAAAACGGAAGAGAAAUGCACCUCGGAGCGGGUAAGGCCAAAGAGGAACGUGACAAGAUCUUCGCAGCGAUGAAGGCAGGUUCAGGGAAGGUGCCGGACAGGUGGGCUGAUGCGGAUAUACAAGCGCGGGUGUAUGGCGUCGAUGUCGUAGCAGAGGCGGAAGAGCUGUGCCAGAAGGAAGGACUGGAAGCGAAGUUAUGAGCUAGUCAUCACGGAUUCGUAUUUUAGCGCAAUGGUUCCGGUUUUUGCAUGCAAGAACCAGAAGCAUUACAGAACUACCAGUUUCAAC